Molecule: messenger RNA, 930 nt
Organism: Cooperia oncophora
Lineage: Eukaryota; Metazoa; Nematoda; Chromadorea; Rhabditida; Trichostrongylidae
Source: the annotation of a GenBank genome assembly
AUGAGUAAUAUGUCAUUUUUGAUUGUGGAUAUAUGCAUUUUGUUACUUCAAAUCGCCACGUUUACAUUCAAUGGAUUUAUUCUCUUCAUGUUCCUCAGGGCGAAGAAACUAUGGAAGAACCCGUCUUUUCGACUUAUGCUUUUCCUCGCAUGCACGGAUUUUCUUCAUGCACUAACAACUCUUCCGUACAUCACAUAUUUAACGAGAAACUGGAACCCUUUAUUUAUAGACCUAGACCCAUACUAUGUUAUGAUUUCCAGUAUACCCCUAACCAUUCAGUUGAAAAUCUAUUUGACAUUGACUAUAUCUAUAGCGUUUGAGCGGACUUUGGCUCUUUUUUUCCCUAUGACCUACAGAACGCUGCCAUCUUCUAAAUAUGCUUUAUGCUCUCUGCUAAUUGGCUGCCUGCUGGCCGUAAUAGAUCUUAUCUUGGAAUUCCUCCUCUCGCCUUUCCAAAAGUCACCAAAUUGUGCCGCGAUUGGAUGUUUCAUCAGUGCGAAGUUUCGCUAUUACUGGGGAACAAGUAACAUGGUCAUGGGCUUAUUCGUUAUUGUAUUGACAACCCUAGUUAUCAUUAAACUUCGACUUAUCGAAAAGAAAUCACACUCGCAACAAAUAGUUGCUAACAAAGACUCAAAAAGAUUUGGACAGGCUAAUCGUACAUCCGCAGGAAUUCUUCUGACCUCUUUGGUCUUUGUUACGAUCCCAAGUGUUUGCGUGGGCUUCGUUGAAAUGAUCGGUUAUUCGUUUUUCAAGACAGUCGGUCCAUUUUAUAUUGUGGGCUUGCUUUGUGCUGGGUUCUGUAACAGCAUCGUGUACGUCGUCCUCAACCGUGAUAUGAGGGAUCUUGUGAAGGAGUUGCAUUUUCCAUAUACCAGCCACAACAACGGGAAUGUCUUUGACUUCCACGAAAAUUUUUUCCACAGUUAA